Molecule: messenger RNA, 6329 nt
Organism: Lepus europaeus (European hare)
Lineage: Eukaryota; Metazoa; Chordata; Mammalia; Lagomorpha; Leporidae
Gene: ST7
Product: suppression of tumorigenicity 7
Exons: 16
Coding region: 73-1830 (585 amino acids)
Source: RefSeq, a predicted model, not a curated record
GCGGCGCCUCGGGGCCGGUGAAUCAUCCCGGCAGACACCGAGAGCCGCGGCAGCAGAGAGCAGCGCUGAAACAUGGCUGAAGCGGCCACGGGCUUUCUGGAGCAGCUCAAGUCCUGCAUAGUCUGGUCUUGGACUUAUCUCUGGACCGUGUGGUUCUUCAUCGUGCUCUUCCUGGUCUAUAUCCUGCGGGUGCCCUUGAAAAUCAACGACAAUUUGAGCACAGUGAGCAUGUUUUUGAACACAUUAACACCGAAGUUCUACGUGGCCCUGACAGGCACGUCCUCACUAAUAUCAGGGCUUAUUUUGAUAUUUGAAUGGUGGUAUUUUCGCAAGUAUGGAACAUCAUUCAUUGAACAAGUCUCAGUAAGCCACUUGCGCCCCCUUCUGGGAGGGGUUGACAACAACUCCUCCAACAAUUCUAACUCCAGUAAUGGGGAUUCAGAUUCCAACAGGCAAAGUGUCUCAGAAUGCAAAGUAUGGCGAAAUCCACUAAAUUUAUUUAGGGGUGCUGAAUAUAAUCGAUACACGUGGGUGACAGGACGAGAACCUCUGACCUACUAUGACAUGAAUCUUUCUGCCCAGGACCACCAGACAUUCUUUACCUGUGACUCGGACCAUCUACGUCCUGCAGAUGCAAUAAUGCAGAAAGCCUGGAGAGAAAGAAACCCUCAAGCUAGGAUUUCUGCAGCACAUGAAGCCUUGGAGAUAAAUGAAAUUAGGUCCAGAGUUGAAGUUCCCCUAAUUGCUUCCUCUACCAUCUGGGAGAUAAAAUUGUUACCAAAGUGUGCAACUGCUUAUAUUCUUUUGGCUGAAGAGGAAGCAACAACCAUUGCUGAAGCAGAAAAACUGUUUAAGCAGGCCCUGAAGGCUGGAGACGGCUGUUACCGGCGUUCUCAACAGCUACAGCAUCAUGGAUCUCAGUAUGAAGCCCAACAUAGACGAGACACCAAUGUCUUGGUCUACAUCAAAAGAAGGCUAGCAAUGUGUGCCAGAAGACUCGGGAGGACCAGGGAAGCAGUGAAAAUGAUGAGAGAUUUGAUGAAGGAAUUCCCUCUACUGAGCAUGUUCAACAUCCAUGAAAACCUUUUAGAAGCACUUCUGGAACUACAAGCGUAUGCUGAUGUCCAGGCAGUCUUAGCAAAGUAUGAUGAUAUAAGCUUACCAAAGUCGGCAACAAUAUGCUACACAGCUGCCUUGCUCAAAGCAAGAGCUGUCUCUGACAAAUUCUCUCCCGAGGCUGCCUCGCGGCGGGGCCUGAGCACGGCCGAGAUGAACGCAGUAGAGGCCAUUCACAGAGCUGUGGAGUUCAACCCUCACGUGCCAAAGUACCUACUAGAAAUGAAAAGCUUAAUCCUACCCCCAGAACAUAUCCUGAAGAGAGGAGACAGUGAAGCAAUAGCAUAUGCAUUCUUUCAUCUUGCCCACUGGAAGAGGGUGGAAGGGGCUUUGAAUCUUUUGCAUUGUACGUGGGAAGGCACUUUUCGGAUGAUCCCUUAUCCCUUGGAAAAGGGGCACCUAUUUUAUCCUUACCCUAUCUGUACAGAAACAGCAGACCGGGAGCUGCUCCCAUCUUUCCAUGAAGUCUCAGUUUACCCAAAGAAGGAGCUUCCCUUCUUCAUUCUCUUUACUGCUGGAUUGUGUUCCUUCACAGCCAUGCUGGCUCUCCUGACACAUCAGUUCCCGGAACUUAUGGGAGUCUUCGCAAAGGCUAUGAUUGACAUUUUCUGCUCGGCAGAGUUCAGGGACUGGAAUUGCGAGAGUAUUUUCAUGCGUGUUGAAGAUGAACUGGAAAUUCCGCCGGCUCCUCAAUCUCAACAUUUCCAAAAGUGAACUCAUCACCCUUCUCCCCCCACCACCAAAACAGUUCCUCCUCCCGUAUUCCUGACCUCUACCAGUGGGCCUGCCAUCCAGCCAAUUACUCAAGCCAGCAACUCGGCAGGCCUCCCAAAUUCUGCCCUCCCUCAAUCCCUGCAUCCCAUCGCUCUCGGCCUUCCCAGCUGUCAGUUCUAACCUCCUAAGCAACUAGGCAUCCGACGAGUGUGAUUUACCUCUUCCUUUUCUCCUCCUUGCCCCACUGCAUCUCGUUCAGGCUAGGUCCUUGUUACUUCUUGCCUGGACUCCCCCAAUGGUCUUAACUGAUCUCCCUGCUUCUAGACUUAUUCUUUGCAGGUCUUUCUUCCAUACUGACAGAAGAAUGAUCUUCCUAAAUUGAAAAUCUGAGCAUGUCACUUCGCUGCUUGAAUUUCUCCAACGGUUUCCCACCCAUUUCAGGAUCAAGUCCCAGAUCUUUCGCAUGGCCUCCAAGGCCCUUUAUCAUCUGGCCCUUGCUUGCCUCUUCAGCCUCUUCUCUCCCAACUCUUGCACUGACACUGCUCUUCGACCAUAUGAAUUACUCACCAUCCUCAGAUGCACCAGGAGCUUGCACAGCUCGGUGCCUUUGCACGUGCUAUUUGCAUAGAAUGCUCUUCAUUGUCACCACCCCAUCUCAUCCACUCUACUAACACCUCUUCAUUCUUUCAUACUCAGCUUUCUUUAAAUGUCUCCUGAGCUGAGUCAGGUGUCCCUGUGUGAUCCCACAGUAUUCCAUGGAUACGUAUAUUAUCACAUUUAUUAUACUAUGUAUUAUAAUUGUUGAAAACUUGUGUGUCCAUCUAUAGAAUGUGAGCUCCUUGAGAGCAGAACUGUGUCUUCCUCAUCUCUGUAUCCCCAAAGCUUUGCACAGUGCCUUGCACAUAGAUUUUUAAUAAAUGAUGAUUCAAUAAAUGAACGGUAGUGGUCUCUGCAGAAAGAAUCAAUGUCAAGAUCAGAUAAGGUUCACCAUUCCUUCUCUUCUUUUGUGCUUAGAGUCAUGGACUCUUAGAGUUGAAAGGACCUUAAAUUGCCUUCAACAGUAAUGUCCAGUGGAGGCCUUCUAGACCCAUCUUGAAUACUUGCAGUGAUGGGGAGCUCACUGACUUAACAGCAAAGCCCAUUUCGUUGUUGAAUUACUUGGAAUUCUUCAUGAUACUACUAAAAUCUGCCUCUCUUACAUUUCUACAUAUUAUUUCUAUUCUGCCAAAAAAUUCAACUUUCUCUUUGAAGUUCUUAAGACAGCUCAUCUAUUCACAGCCCCCUUCUCUUUUGUCCAGGCUGAAUAUUUUAAAUUUCCCUAAGUCUUCUGUAUGUGGUGGAUUUCUAACCUCAGUAUCACCCAGAUUGCCACCUUGGAUGUUGCUUAGUUAAUGGGUCUGCACUGUUUGUUAUUGUCGUCUACUGUCUUACCGAUCUCUGAGUAAAAAUAGUUGCCAAAAUUCUGAAGUUAAAGUGUAAGUUUAGUGGAAUGUGAAUACGAAUAUAUGUACGUUAGACAGUUACUGUUCCACCUUGUUUCUCCCUUACACAUGUUUUAGAGCAUAUUUGAAUAAGAAUGCCUUUGGUUCCACAGUGGUGUAGUACUUGGGAGUUUCGGUUAAGUACACAGCCUCCAGUGUGCAUAGAUUUCACCUGACCAUGCCACCAGAAAAUAAGAAUCUUGGGUGUUAAUCCCUAGGAAGCUGUAUUUCUAACCAGGCCCAGGGGAUUCUGAGGACGGAGGUUGGUGAUUGGUCUCAACAAUGCCGAACCUUUGAGCAACCGUUGGCAGCCGUGCGGUGUGCUGGCAGAGCUGCUCGGGGAAAGCGUCACGGGACACAGUGGUUUCAGUCUGGCUGUACCUUGGAGCCACUGAGGGCACUUCACAGUGACUGAUACCUGCUCCCACUUCAGACUUGAUUGGCCAGGGCACAGCCUGGGCACCUAAGUUGUCAGAGGCUCGGCAGUGACUCCGAUUGUGUGACCAGGGCUGAGAACCAGCACCCUGAAUGAAAUCACUGAUCGCUGGGGACUUUAAGCAGCAAGAGCACCAGGAGGGGAAGGAGGUCGGGGUAGGGCAGCUGGUGAGUAGAAAACUUCGUGGGUGUGCAGCCCUCUCUCCAGAGUCCUGGAUAGGCACGUUUGUAAUGGAGGUUAAACGAGAGGCCACUCUCCUCGUUUACUAUUUCCAAGCCUUUGGUUUUUCACUCCAGGAGCAAAUGCUUUUAUGAAACAUACGUUUGCCGUUAGGGUCUGCAUGUUUCUGUGUGGGGUAGGUUGAUCAGUUGUCCGAAUUUUCAAAGGUCAUUUAAGUAGGCUUGUUCUGGAACCUCUGUUUGGAGCCCCACAUUCAUCUCUUAGGGUCUAGCAGUCUCCAACAGGUCUGGUGAGACUUGGUGGGGAAGGAAGAUGGAUGGCCUGAGAGGGACGAGCCACACCCCGGCCCCGCCCCCAGCAUCUUCUCGGCAUGCUCCUCCCUGUCACUGCAUCAGGCCCAUCCUGAAGCCCCCACCCUGCACCCCACGGGUUAUCACAGCUGCCCUAAAGGCCAUUUGCAGCUUGUGAAAAUGAUUUUCUCAGCCUUCUCCCGAGAUAAUGUCCCUGGGAUAAUGACUUGGAGUAGACACAGGGAGAUUGCACUGCCACCCGCCAGGCUGAGCAGCUUGGGAACUCUGCAGCGUGUUUACACGUUGGUCUGCAGCCAGCAAGGAAGCUGACAGUGACGGGAGAGCCACUGGAAAACAGUCAAAGGAGAGGUUUCGACGGCCGCCCCGCCCCGCCCCCACAUGAUCAACUUCAAUGACUUAGGGAACUCUUCCUUGAAUGUUUAGGUACCUAGAUAAGGCUGCUCAUAUAAAUAAGUUACGCCCAACUCACCCCUCACAGAAUGCAGGAAGGUCCCCAGUCUGACCUUCUGCUCUCAAGGGCCCCGUCCUUCUCCCUCUGGUCUCUCUCCUUCCCGGAGACUGAGCCCCCUGACUUCUGACUCUCAUCUUCACUUAUAGGCCCUGACUUCUUUGAAGUCUGAUAUUGAUUACAGUGAAAUGUCAAUUGUCUGAUGGCACCAGGGCACCUGGAACGUAUACAGAUAAGCAGAGGCAUUCCGGACAUGCAUGCAGCCUGUUGGGAGCCCUGACCUCCUUCUAAGUGAUGGUGUUUCAGGAAGAGGAGGAUCAGGCGAUUGAAGUGUCACUCUCUUUUUUAUUAGCUGAGUUGCUUUUUCUCACCACACGACAUUGAUUGAAUUAUGGGGCGCUUUGGUUAGAGAUUUGACCAUGUAUCUCUGCCCUCUGAACAGAAGUUUUCGACAUUGAGAUAGAUGGGCUGUUUCAGGGUUGCCUGGUGUUGCUCAUUCAGACUUAACUUUCCAGGCAAUAAAUUUCUCCCCAAGUCCAGAAGUGUAAGUGCCGUUUCUCUGUGUGUAUUGGUUGGGUCUCAGGCAAAGUUGUAAUGACUAAUUUUCAAAUGUGUGACAAAGUACAACUAAGCAUAGCAAACAAGGCAUGCUCCUUCAAACUUUUAAAAAUACUACCAGAUGAAGGCCGUGGAUGUUUAUCCGGUUACCAAAUGUAAGUGUUGAGGAGCUUCAGAUGCCCUACUACCUUGUGUGCUUCCUCCUCGUGGUGUGGGAUGGAGAGGAAGACGGGGCUAGGAAAAAGGCGGAUUAUUUGCAAGACAGUAAAUUAGGCUCUCUAGGAUAGAGUUCAAAAGAGUCUUGCUCAAUUCCCCCAAAGAAUGGAGCAUUCCAGAUGUGAAGGAGAGACAUAAUGCAUCCCAUGCAUUUUAGACAUUGGGACUUAAUUCUCUUGUGAAACCUUGUUGAGAAUAGCAAGUGUCAUAUAGGACAGAACAGUCCGUUGCGUCUUACUGUGCAGCGUGGGAAGAGCUGGAAGUUAUGGAUGUCAAAGAGAGUGGAGCAUUCCUCUAGAUUUUUUAAUUCAAGUUAAGUCAGUGCCCCAAACAAAGCAAAUAAAGAAAAAAAUGCCUUUAUCUUGAACUAACCCUGUAACAUCUUCCCAUUCAUUCUGCACCUGAGGUUGAGGCUCCUGAUGUCCCCACAUUCUAGUGUGUGAUGACUUUGAGGGACACCUGUCCUCUGACUGCACUGGCUCAUGCCUCAUACUCAGCAGUUUCUUCCCCACUCUGUCACAAAUUCAGCAGCUCUGAAUCUGUUUUUGGUUAAGUCUUUAGGAUACGAUAACUUCACCAGCAGUAUCUCCUUGUUUAUUGAGCCCCAUCUUCUAACACCUGUUGGAAUCUCUGGCUUAUCCAGACCACUUAAGCACUUAUCUCCUCUUAAUAGCAUUGAGUAUUAUGGGCAAAUGCUGUAGUUUAUUGAGCCUUGUCAUUUUCUAAUUAUAUGUGUGUGUAUGUGUUUGAAAGGGACAUGUAAUACAACACAUCCAUAACUAUGUAUAUACACAAGGGAUAAAAGUUCAUGGGAAAUGGAAUUAAAAGAUAGCUUUAUUUUGCUGUAAAAAAAUUAAAAUCUAUGUGUA